AUGUUUCCCGCUUUUAUCCCAUCUAAUCCUUCAGAAGUUUCAUUGCAUUGUUUUUCAAGUAUAAUGAAAGCCAAAGCAAUCAAACUUUAUGAUAAUGGUUUGAUUGCAAAUGGAGACAAAGGCUAUCGUUCUGUAUUAGGUACACAAGGUGUGACUGAAGGAAGCUAUUAUUAUGAAGUAACUAUUCUUAACCCUUCCAGCGAAUCUCUCAAUAUUCCUUCAAACCCAAUUCCUCCUUCAGCUCCAAUGCUGGAGCCUUUAUUGACAACUUCAAAUAUGCUGUAUUUAGAAACACAUGACACAAUCUCUAUACAUUUUAACUCAGCUCAUACAAGGAUAGGCUUUGCAACAGCUCAAACUGAUUUAGAGUUGCCAAUAGGAGCUGACAGCUACAGUUACUCAUAUAGAGACCUUGAUGGAGGAGUAUUUCAUGAAGGCUAUAUAAAUGAGUACGCUGAUUCAUAUGGAUACAAUGACAUAAUAGGAUGCCUAAUUAGACUUCAACCUCAAAAGCCUAAAAUAAGAGGAGUUAUUGAGGAAGGGCCUGUAGUUAGCGAAGGGAGCGAAAUUCAUUAUUUUAAGAAUGGAGAACAUAUGGGAUGCGCAUUUUCCAAUAUUUAUGAAGGAUGCUAUUAUCCAGCUGUAGGAUUAUACCAAUAUGCAAGAGUCGAAAUAAACAUGACUCCAAAUCUUUUAUACCCUAAAAUACUAAAGCAGUACAAUGCAAAACCAUUUUUUAAUAAUCAUAAAUACUUUUAA
Blepharisma stoltei is the source of this 759-nucleotide messenger RNA. The record is from the annotation of a GenBank genome assembly. Lineage: Eukaryota; Ciliophora; Heterotrichea; Heterotrichida; Blepharismidae.